This is a messenger RNA of Asparagus officinalis (garden asparagus), 1014 nucleotides long. Its product is annotated as carotenoid cleavage dioxygenase 8 homolog B, chloroplastic. Gene Ontology annotation, biological process: carotene catabolic process. The record is from RefSeq and is a predicted model, not a curated record. Gene Ontology annotation, molecular function: carotenoid dioxygenase activity. Gene Ontology annotation, cellular component: chloroplast. NCBI's taxonomy places the organism in Eukaryota, Viridiplantae, Streptophyta, Magnoliopsida, Asparagales, Asparagaceae.
AUGGGUUUAAAGCGGCCGGGUCGACGGGAAUUGGAUCCGGUUCGGGUAGGGGUUGCAACCGACCCUAUAGUGUCGAGCCCGCCGGCGCCGGUGGAGAAAGAUGGCCGUGGAGGAGGGAAGUUGGCUGCUUGGACUAGUAUAAGGCAAGAAAGAUGGGAGGGUGAGCUCGAAGUGCAAGGAGAGGUUCCACUUUGGUUGAACGGCACUUACCUAAGAAACGCAUUCUGCGCAUCGCGGUCGUUUACGGAGACGGAGUUUCCUCCCCUGUUGCCGGAUUUAGUACGGAAUGGGUACGACGUGAGGAUGGAGGCCGGGAGCAAUGAGAGGAGGUUUUGUGGGCCGGGUUGGACUGGCCGGGUGGCCAGGCCCGUUGGGUGCCACUCGUUCGCCGUGACGGACAACUACGUGGGUGGUGCAGGAGAUGUGCUUGAAGUUUUAUUCUCUAUAUUUAAGGUGGCUAGUGUGGAGGUGCCAAAUUUUGUCACCUUCCAUUUCAUCAACGCAUACGAGGAGAUUAUAUAAUGACGGGCUUCUAACUUUAUCGGAGUUCUAUUUGGGCUAUGAUAUUGUAGAGUGGGGCGCUUUAGGAUUCCAUUGGAUGGAAGCCCAAAAGGAGAGUUGUAUGCGGCCUUGGACCCCAAUGAGCACGGAAAGGGAAUGGAUAUGUGUAGCUUUAAUCCGGCCCAUCUUGGAAAGAAGUAUAGAUAUGCUUAUGCUUGUGGCGCCCAAAGGCCUUGUAACUUCCCUAAUACACUCACUAAGAUUGAUUUGGUGGAGAAGAAAGCUAAGAAUUGGUAUGAUGAGGGCUCCAUUCCUUCUGAGCCUUUCUUUGUGGCUAGACCAGGGGCCACUGAAGAAGACGAUGGUGUAGUUAUAUCCAUGAUCAGUGACAAAAAUGGAGAAGGUUAUGCUCUAGUGCUUGAUGGCUCUAGCUUUGAAGAGAUUGCUAGGGCAAAAUUUCCAUAUGGACUUCCAUACGGAUUACAUGGAUGCUGGGUUCCCAAAUCAAUUUAA